Messenger RNA from Rhodotorula graminis WP1, 867 nucleotides. RefSeq lists its product as uncharacterized. The coding region runs from base 99 to 632 and encodes 177 amino acids. The record is from RefSeq and is a predicted model, not a curated record. The transcript is spliced from 8 exons. NCBI's taxonomy places the organism in Eukaryota, Fungi, Basidiomycota, Microbotryomycetes, Sporidiobolales, Sporidiobolaceae.
GACCGAUCACCUCGACCCGCUGCACAGCGCCGCUCAACUCGCCACCGCGACCCGCCACCUCUUCUCCACCUCGACCUCCCCCUCGCACCUCGCCCAAGAUGAUGAAGAUCUGGAGCAUGCGCAAGUCGGAGGACGCUGCAGCAAAGUCCAAGCCAAAGACCUCGGCCGCCCUCAUCCGCGUUCAGAAGGACUUGACCGAGCUCGACCUCCCGCCGACGAUGAAGACCAACUUUCCCAACGCCGAGGACCUCCUCAACUUUGAGCUCACGAUCGCGCCGGACGAGGGUAUGUACAAGGGCGGCACGUUCAAGUUUACCGUCAACAUCAACAACAACUACCCGCACGAGCCGCCCAAAGUCAAGUGUGUCCCCAAGAUCUACCACCCGAACCUCGACCUCGAGGGCAACGUGUGCCUCAACAUCCUGCGCGAGGACUGGAAGCCCGUCUUGAACCUCAACGCCGUCAUGGUCGGCCUCCAGUACCUCUUCCUCGAGCCGAACGCCGACGACCCGCUCAACAAGGACGCCGCCAACGACCUGCGCCAGAACCGCGACCGGUUUGUGCAGAACGUGGCCAAGAGCAUGCGCGGCGGCGUCGUCGGCGGCGAGCAGUUUGACGACGUCAGGAAGUGAGCGUCUGAGGACGUCUCGCUCGGUGUGUGGGCGUGCGGGAGGAGCAGGAGGGGGUGAGGGUCGAGCCCGCCCGCCUCUGCCUCGCCUUCCUCCCCUCGCCCCUUCCAUCGUCGCUUUCCUUCCCCUCUCUCCGUCCCCUGUUUGUCACCAUUAGCCUUUCGCACCCGCCCCUCUUCUCGCUUUCGUCGGUCGUCGUCUCCUCGCAGCCUAGACGUGCAGUGCUUUGCCCGGCGUC